GCUGCAAUCAGUCGCAUGCCGUGAUCCGUUGAGUGCAGACCUGUCGCGUGAAAGACCCGCAUUGCGAUAAGAAUAGACGCCGCACGCCGGCGUUAAACAAAACGCAGAUAAACAAGUCACAACACGUCGAAAACACGCUCGCAAAUCAACUGAAACAAGUGAAUAACUCUAGAACAAAACAAUAAAAUCUGUGUUGUUAUUGUAAAAACAUUAAAAAUGUGACAGUGAAUCAUCUUGAACAACAUAUUGAAGAUGUUGCGAGUUCGAGGAAUGCAUCGCGACAUGUGGAGUAUGAUCACCCAAGGAACAUCACACCACCAACAACACUAAAAGCUUGAGUGAGAAUGGUUGGAAUGUGGUGGUUGCUGCUCUCGUUGGUGUGGUGGUGUGGCACGACGGCGAUACCCGCCCCCGGGCCGUUUAUGCCGCCGUCCUCUUCAACCACGAACCUGCCGGAUGCGUGGACUUGCCCGGAAAUCACUCAGCAACCGGUAGUGGAAUGCAGCUGUGACAUGCCGCACACGCUGCGUUGUUCCGGCAGUCGAGGAGCUAUGCAAAUCAUUGGUAAAAAGUUGCGUUCGAUUGGGAGCGACCCAGGUGUUUCUCUGCUUGACUGCACGAUUCAGAACAUGACAGCUUUACCAGGGUUGCUAUUGCAAGGCGUCGCCCUUCAUGGUUUGGUGAUUUCGUCCGGGGAAAUCACAGAAGUCCAUCACACGGCGUUUCAAGGUCUUGCAUCGCCUCUGCAGGCGUUAGGCCUGCCGAAUAACAAACUCACCAGCGUUCCAACUCAAGCGUUGAAGAGUUUGCCUGAAUUGGAUCGUUUGGAUCUAUCUAGCAACAAAAUGAAAUACGUUGAUGCUGAAUCUUUCAAAGGCCUUCAAAAUCUUUCUUUUAUCGAACUAAGCGAUAAUAUCCUUACGAAAAUAGCUCCGAAUGCUUUUGAUGAUCUUCCCCAAUUACGCAUACUGCGAUUAAGAGGAAACCAACUAACAGUUUACUCAAUCACCGCCAUGGACCCACUUCCAACCAUUGAGGAAUUGGAGUUAUCUGAGAAUCAAUUGCUUGGCCCCCUGGGACCUCACACGUUUCCACCGAUGGAGUCCCUUGGAGAUCUGCAGUUGGGUCACAACACUCUUAGCAGCAUCAAGAAGGACGCUCUCAUGGGUUUAACUAACCUCACGACACUUUCUCUGCAUCACAACCAAAUCGACGUGCUUGAGGACAACGCUUUCAGCCAGUUAGGCGGAUUGGUCCAUCUGGACCUAGCCCACAAUCGCAUUGUUGCAGUUUCUGGAGCUUCGCUCGCGCACCUAGUCAAUUUGCUCGAGCUGGACCUCCGACACAAUUUUCUACGUGCCCUCACGGCUGACCUCAUACUUCCCCUGAAAUCAUUAGAGGGUUUGCGUUUAGAUGAUAAUGAUAUAUCCAUUGUUGCAAGCGAUGCGUUGAAGAAUACGACAGUUUUAAAGCGGUUGACUUUGAGUGACAAUCCGUUGAAUUGCGAUUGUAGUUUGAUUGAGUUUGCUGUUUGGUUGUCGGGGUCAACACUCACAGGAGAAGAUAAAAACUCUCCGGUGUGUGCGACACCGCCUAGUUUAGAAAACGGCCUUCUUGUGAACGUAGCCGUGAAAGAUUUAGUCUGUGGAGAGGAUGAUGAAGUAAUUGGAGCAAUUGAAGCACCAAUUGAAGCUAGAAUCAACUUGGAGACGUUUAAUUAUGACGGAUCCAAUGUUAUCCUUGAGUGGAGUGUUGAAGACUCUGCGGUGCCGUACACUUGCGACGCCAUCUUUGUCUACGAAGAGGAAGGUCAAGCGGAAGUACUUCUGGAAUCAAACCCAUUGAAAUGCAACUCGAGUCAAGUCAAAAACCCUAAAAGUCUUAGAGUCACAGUACCGAGUUCCACACAUUUACAACCAGGACACCGGUAUCGAUAUUGCGUGGUUUUAUUAGAAUCCAAACAAAUGGCGGAUGAUUUAUCACUGGUUCUCGGUUGUUCGGAUGUUUUGCCAUUGGUGCAAAGCGGGCGUGUUCUACCACGUACCGAUAUUGCUUCCACCAACAGUAAGCUACCUAGAGUUAUAUCAAUCCAGGCGAAUUUAUCUUACAACGGCCAUCUUGGAAUAUUGUUAAAUAUAUACCCACAGCCCCAACUUGCAUCAUCACAGUGUGAGAUUAACAUAGCUAUUCUGGAACAAGGGGCGUUAUUAUCACAACGUCGUGUAAACUGCAGCGAACCGAAGUAUUCUUAUGUGGGAUUGAAUACAGGUCCAUACAGAGUGUGUGCAAAUAUUAUCCUUCCGAAUCCAACGCUCGAUCCGGCUUUAAAACCGCGUUGUAUCACCGUGUUCAAACACGUCGAAGCGCGCAGAUUCUCGACGCUGGACGUCGCGUUUGUAUCAAUUUUCUUGAUAUUAAGCUUCAUGGUCAUCGCACUGAUCUGGGGAGUGCGUCGAGUUCUUCUGCGACCUAAACUCACCACGCAUCAGUGUUUCUUACCGCCGGAACUUGACGACGAACAGCAACACAAUCGUUAUGUUAAACUGCAAGCGACAACGAAACUUUAAAAUCUCACGCUGAACUGAAUGUGUUUUUAAAAAUUGUGCCAUAUCAAUGAUCAAUCUAUUGAAGCGAAAUGUUUUUCGGGCGAGAUAAGAACUGCAAUCAUACUUUAGCCCAAAAACUUGCCGGAAAUCUUCUUGAUGAAGCAAUUAUCUGCUUCGGAAUUAUAAAUAUUAUACAUAUACAUAUUAUAUCUAUUCUAUAAAUGUUGUUAUUGCUGUAUUUGUUUUAUAUUUUAUUGGAUUGUAUUGUUUUGUAUGAUAUCUUGUAGGAUUUUGCACGUUUCGUCACAUUCGAAUCUUUAGAAAGCGAUGGUGUACAAAAAUAAUGUUUUUAAUUUUUUUAUUGACAUGUGUAAAUAUUCGAACAGUAUCGUCUAAUCAACACUCUAACAUCGCGAAACUAAACUAUGCAUUGUACUAACAUAGGAGAAUCGAUUGUUGCGUAUAAAUAGAUUAUCGAAAUGCGUAAUGCUUGAUUAAUUGUUUAUCGUAACUCAUAACACACUAAUCACGAAUCACGUACUAUGUACCAGUGACGGGCAAACAUUGGAAAAUUGGUUGUUUGUAAUAUAUUGUGUGCAGUAAAUGUUUUUUGUAUGACGCUUUGUACUUAAUGUUGUAUUUACUGUUUGGAAUCUCUGACAAACACUCUGAUUUUACUUGGUAUAGUUCACUGCCUUAUUGUAAAAAUUGAAGUAAAUAAAAUAAAGUAUGAAGAAAA
Dalotia coriaria is the source of this 3285-nucleotide messenger RNA. RefSeq names its product insulin-like growth factor-binding protein complex acid labile subunit. The transcript has 4 exons. NCBI's taxonomy places the organism in Eukaryota, Metazoa, Arthropoda, Insecta, Coleoptera, Staphylinidae. The record is from RefSeq and is a predicted model, not a curated record. Gene Ontology annotation, molecular function: protein binding. Bases 345 to 2567 code for a protein of 740 amino acids. Gene Ontology annotation, cellular component: plasma membrane.